AUGCUGGACUUCUUCCGUCGAGGGUAUGGGAGGCCUCUCGUGGAGGAAGACUUGUACGAUGUUUUGCCAGAAGACUCCGCGGGUGUGUUAGUGAAUAAACUUGAAAGUGAGUGGAAUAAAGAGUUGGAGAAAAGUAAUGUCACGGGGAGGCCACCGUCCCUCCGAUGGGCGUUGCUGAGAGUGUUUGGUGUAAAAUUCAUGAUCUAUGGUUUGCCCGCUUUCGUUGAGGUCUUCUUGAAGAUGGCUCAGCCGUUGAUGUUGGCACGAUUGGUUCUGUACUUCUCCACGGACCUCGUUUCAACCACUGAGGCCUACCUGCAAGCAGCCGGUCUCUCCUUGUCCUCGCUAGGUCUCGUCGUCGCCCACCACUGGUGUUCCUUCGGCUUCGGCCUGACGGGGAUGAAACUCAGAACUGCUUGCUCGGCCCUUGUCUUCAGAAAGGCCUUGAAGCUCAGCAACCUUGCUCUAGGUGAGACCACUGUCGGUCAACUGGUGAACAUCCUCUCCAAUGACGUCAACAGAUUCGAUCUGGCCUUUGUAUUUAUACAUCACCUGUGGAUAGCACCAUGCCAGCUGAUUGUGGUGUUUGCCUUAUGCUGGCGAGAGAUCGGAGUUUCUUGCGUAGCGGGGCUCUCCAUCAUGUUCCUGAUGGCGCCCAUUCAAGUUUACAUGGGGAAGCUGUUUUCGAGGUUGAGAUCCAAGACAGCCUUGUUGUCCGAUGCCAGACUCCGCAUUAUGAAUGAAGUGAUCUCGGGGAUGCGUGUCAUCAAGAUCUACGCCUGGGAACAAUCUUUUGGAAAGAUAGUCGCUGAAAGCCGAGGUAAGGAGAUACGCAAGAUACUGCAAAGCUCGUAUUUACGAGCGCUAAUUUUUGCUCUGCUGUUCGAGGGUACCCUACUGACAACAUUCGUCACCUUCGUGGUCUACGCCUCACUCGGCAACCCCGUCACGCCCUCCAAGGUGUUCCCGGUGAUCUCGCUGUUCUACAGCGCUCGAAUCUGCCUGUCCUUAUUCUUUCCAUUCGCUGUGAUGAACGGGGCGGAGGGACUUGUCUCCAUUCGUAGGAUUCAGAAGUUUCUUCUCAUGGAAGAACUCAAGAAACACGCACAAGAGGUCAAUGUGGAUCUUAAUGCCAAUGUUGGAUUAGUAAAGACCGUGAUUCUGUUGGAUGAGAUAACUACGAACGGCAUUGAUGCUUCGAGGGAAAUUAGUAAUGAGAGCGACUCCGAAGAUGGGAAGGGCACCUCGCAGUACGUUGAAAAAGAAGCACGAACAAAAAUCACGACCUGUCUGAUCGAAUGCCACGGAAAUGAGGAGGUUGGUGGGUACGUUGGGCCCGCUUGUAUGCAGGAAGGCGGCGAUCUAGGCAAUACGGGAGCUGCAGCUGACAUGAAGGACGGAAUCGGGAUUGUUGUCAGGAAUAUGUGUGGAUCCUGGUACAAGGAUUUAAGCAACACUGUGCUUCAGGACAUCAGUUUUCGGGUUGAGCCGGGAGAGCUUCUCGCGGUGAUCGGUCCCGUCGGGUGUGGAAAGUCUUCCCUGUUGAUGGCCCUGCUGGGGGAGCUUCCUACUGUAUCAGGAGUCAACGCCCUAACCGGCCGGGUUGGCUACACGGCUCAGCAACCCUGGAUCCUGUCCGGCUCACUCAGGGAUAACAUCCUCUUUGGGAGUGAGUACGAUUCGGCGAAGUACCAGCGAGUCAUCAAGCAAUGUGCGCUUACCAAGGACAUUGAGCUGCUACCACACGACGAUCAGACACUGGUCGGCGAGCGGGGAGUGACCCUCAGCGGGGGUCAGAGGGCAAGGGCUAGCCUGGCCAGGGCCUUGUACAGUGAUGCUGAUGUUUUUCUGCUAGAUGAUCCGCUGAGCGCAGUGGAUCCGGCAGUCGGGAAGCACCUCUUUGACAGGUGCAUCCUUCAUCAAAUGAGGGACAAAGCUCGGAUCCUGGUAACUCAUCAGCUGCAGUUCCUGAACAAGGCUGAUAAGAUUCUCAUCCUAAAACAGGGUAGAUCAGCCGGCUACGGGACAUACCAUCAGCUACGGAAGGAAGGCGUGGACUUCGCGGCACUCCUGAAGAAGAAAUCCGACGACGAUGACCAAGCUGGAGAAAAGAAGCCGCAGUUCCUCGGGCCGAAGACACACCAAAGGAAAAUAUCAACGAGCUCCAGUGCUUCGUUUCAUGCAGGCCAAGAUGAGGUUGGUGUCUUUAUUUUUCAUGCUAGCAAUUUGCUGACCCUGCUUGUGGAGAAACCCGUGGACAUCGCCCCAGAGGAGAUGGCGGUGGGUACCGUCCAGUGGAUGGUGUACCUCCGCUACUUCCGGGCAGCGGCGGGAUUCCUCUUUCUGCUCACCUGGGUGAUUGCAGUGGUCGGUGCCCAGGCUGCGCUGACUUUCACAGACCACUGGCUGGCUACGUGGGCCUACGAGGAAGAGAAGCAUUUAGCGGCAAUGAAUCAGGAGUUUCAGAAUGCUACAAAAAACAACCACCAGUCGCAUUACAUCAGAGUUUACGCAAUGCUGUGUGGAGGAUCGUCGCUUGCUUUGUUAAUCCGUAGCUUUCUGUUCUUUCAUCUGUUUGUGACGGCCUCCGGGGCUCUUCACAACCAAAUGUUCGCAGCCAUCAUCAGAGCGCCCAUGCAGUUCUUUGAUACGAAUCCUGUUGGUCGGAUUUUGAAUCGCUUCUCCAAGGAUAUUGGUUUUAUGGAUGAUUUGUUGCCCGGAACGUUUACGGACUUUCUGCAGAUUACCUUGAACACCAUUGCCAUUAUUAUCUUGAUUUCCAUCUUCAAUCCUUUCUGCCUCGCCUUCACCCUCCCGAUUGCCGUCGUAUUUUAUUUCGUAAGGAGAUACUACUUAGCCUCCUCUCGAGACGUCAAGAGAUUAGAAGGAAUAGCUCGCAGCCCCGUGUUUUCUCAUCUGUCGGCCACUCUGACCGGUCUGAUCACGGUCCGGGCGUUCAGGGCCCAGCGGCGCUUCACCGCGGUUUUUGACGGCUACCUUGACGGCCACACCCGGGCCUGGUUCCUCUUUCUAGCUACGUCCCGCUGGUUCGCAGUGCAGCUAGAUAUCCUCAAUACCUUGUUCAUCUGCGGAGUUUGUUUCACCAGCAUCAUGGCCGCUGGCCUUCUUGAUCUGAACUCUGGCAUUGUCGGUCUGUCGUUGACGUACGCCAUCAGCCUAAUGGGGCUGUUUCAGUGGGCAGUUCGACAGAGUGCGGAGUUAGAGAACCAGAUGACAUCUGUGGAGCGUGUGUGCCAAUACAUCGAUAUCAAGCCUGAGGCUCCCUUGGAGACCGACAAUAAGCCGCCUCCUGACUGGCCACUUGAUGGAGGCAUCACGCUCCAAGAUACUUCCCUGAGAUACACUGAAGACGGGCCUCAGGUGCUGCAAAACAUCAGCUGCUCCAUCAAGCCGAAGGAAAAGGUCGGCAUCGUCGGCAGAACUGGGGCUGGCAAGAGCUCUCUAAUGACGGUGUUGAUGCGACUGGCCGAACCCACGGGCACCAUCAUGAUAGACGGUGUCAACACGACGAUGAUCGGGCUGCACGACCUCCGAAAGAAGGUCUCCUUCAUCCCACAGGACCCAGUCCUGUUCAGCGGAACACUGCGGAGGAACUUGGAUCUAUUCAGUGAGCACGCUGAUUGUGAUAUAUGGAGAGCCAUUGAAGAGGUGGAGUUGAAGCCAGCAGUGGAGGAGCUUCCUGACAAGCUGGAGGCAGUCCUGACAGAGGGAGGCACCAACUUCAGCGUAGGUCAGAGACAGCUGCUGUGCCUGGCCAGGGCCAUCCUGCGUAAGAACAAGAUCCUGAUAGUGGACGAAGCCACGGCCAACGUGGACGCCAGAACUGACCGGUUGAUCCUGACGACUAUCCGACAGCGAUUCAAGCACUGCACGGUCCUAACCAUAGCUCACCGCCUCAACACCAUCAUGGACUCCGACAGGGUCUUGGUACUCGAUGCGGGGCGUCUGAUCGAGUUUGACGAGCCUUACAUUCUGCUCCAGAAGGAGGACAGUGCCUUCACCAGGAUGGUGCAAGAGACGGGCAAGGCUGAGAUGGCCAAACUCCUACAGAUUGCAGCUGACAGGCAUGCAGAGAAAGCUGCCCACGACCUAGAAGACGUCGAUGUCAGCCCCAAGUGACAGCAAUUGAUUCCAAGCUUUCUAAGCGUUUCAAAAAUACACAAGAAGUUAAAGUAGUCAAUUCAUGAAUGAAAUUUCAUCCAGCUAUUAACAUAAGAUGUGUAUCCCGAAGACUGAGUUGUAUGUAUGUAUAUAACUUCAAAACCCGGUAUGGUUUAUGGUUUAAUGAUUUAGCGAUUUUAUUUUUAGUAAACAAAUGCGUCGUUGAAACGGGACAGUUAAUAAGAAAUGAAGAAGAAAUGGGUGAAACUGAUCCACUUUGUAAAGUACAUAUAAAAUAUAUCAAAGGGUAUACGGCGGAAUAAAAAAACAGCGUGCUUUUUGGUGGGGUUGGGUUAGGUAAAGUUGUUAAAAGGCACGAAGACCAAUAUGAAUCAUGCAGUAUAUUUGUGAAAGGAUGUGAUAUCCUCUUGAUGUACAAAAUAAAAAGUAACAUGUAAUGUUCGUCCUGGCAUGCAACCCUUCAGAAUAAUCAAUGUUUAUCUUGGUUUGUACAAAUCGUUGUCUGCUCCCGUGCCACACUUUGUACCAUGAUUGUGUCUGUUGUGUACGCGGCGCUAAGGUCGUGGGAACAGACUGCCCUUUUCCUCGAGAGCUCUGAACUUUGCCACUGAAGAGAACGGCUACACAGGUGAGCUUCAGAGGUUUUCAAACGAUUACGCCGUAUUAUAUUGGUGACAAUACAAAUCUGAUUACACACAAAACAAAUGGCUGCAUUAGCAGCUAUCAAAAACAGCAUUCGAACUGCUGCACUACAGAUCUGAUGUGAUGUCGCCACAGUCCAUGAUAAAAUGUAAUCGCUCAUACACGAAGAAAGCGCACCUGUUGUUAGCCGUCCAAAACCGAGAGCAGCAAGGCAACAUCCUAUCUUGAAAUGGUGAAUCCUGCCAAUAAGCACU
This is a messenger RNA of Acanthaster planci (crown-of-thorns starfish), 5039 nucleotides long. Its product is annotated as ATP-binding cassette sub-family C member 4-like. Gene Ontology annotation, biological process: monoatomic ion transport; transmembrane transport. The record is from RefSeq and is a predicted model, not a curated record. Gene Ontology annotation, molecular function: ATP hydrolysis activity; ABC-type transporter activity; ATP binding. NCBI's taxonomy places the organism in Eukaryota, Metazoa, Echinodermata, Asteroidea, Valvatida, Acanthasteridae. Gene Ontology annotation, cellular component: membrane.